Sceloporus undulatus (fence lizard) is the source of this 8214-nucleotide messenger RNA. It is a transcript of the gene PCDH17, whose product is annotated as protocadherin 17. The record is from RefSeq and is a predicted model, not a curated record. Gene Ontology annotation, molecular function: calcium ion binding. The transcript is spliced from 5 exons. NCBI's taxonomy places the organism in Eukaryota, Metazoa, Chordata, Lepidosauria, Squamata, Phrynosomatidae. Bases 2522 to 6151 code for a protein of 1209 amino acids. Gene Ontology annotation, cellular component: plasma membrane. Gene Ontology annotation, biological process: homophilic cell-cell adhesion.
CAGUCCCCCGUUUUACCAAGAGACUGACUGCGGGAUUCUGGGGAAAAAACGGAAAGACCUCAGAGCUUAUGUCGGAUCUCUGAAACAAACCGGGAGACGUAACGGCGGCUGCCCGCCCCACAAGAACCCGAACUUGGGAGACGCGUGUCGCCGUGGGAGCGUGGUGGAGGCUUCACACGUGACGCUCGGGGGGAAAGGAAAGGACAAAAGGGGGGGGGGCAACAGAUCUCCAGCAGGUGUCCAAAGCUGCACCACGGAGCUGGAGGGAUGGAUAGCCUGGAGAUGGUUUGGGGUUGAUUAUUUUUGGUGUCUCCGCUUUUAUUUGAGCCCCCUGCAAUUGGGGCCAGAGGGAUCCUGGUUCUGAAAAGCCAGGCGAACCUCCAUAUAUAUAUGAGCCUCCAUAUAGGCGGACCUCCAUAUAGAGCUCCAGUGGGGCUCCUCUUGGAAAGACAAACCCUUCCACGAAGCAGCGAUACAUCCCCAGCCUCCCUUCGGAAGAAGAAAACCCAGGCUGCCUUAAAACACAUACUAGAUAGAUAGAUAGAUAGAUACGUAUAGUGUAUCUACUUUGGUCCUCAUCUUGCAGGCACGUUUCACUCUCGCGAUCCAAACCUGGCCAAAUGCGCCAAGGAAACCUAGGAUCUGCCGCCUGAUUAUUAUUAUUAUUAUUAUUAUUAUUAUUAUUAUUAUUAUUAUUAUUUUAAAUCCUCUUUUUCCCCCUCUCACCUCCUCUAAAAGGAAAAGGAAAAAAGGCAAUCGGAGCCAAGCGCGGAUGGGGCAUCUUUUUUUGGAGGUGGCGAUGGACGGCUGAAUUGCCAAGGCGCUGUGUGUGUGUCUGUGUGUGCCUUCCUUCCUUCCUUCCUUUGCCGGUGUGAUUGCGGGAUUGUAUGUGUGAGAGAGUGUGUGUGUGUGUGAGGCUGCUGUGUGUGGUGUCUCUCUCGCUCUCUCUUUCUCUGUCUGCCCGCCCCACCUCUGUCUCUCUGAAUAAUCUCUGCGCCCAGCCAGGAGUUGCCUGUUGAUUUCUCUCUCGCCUUUGCAAAGGCGAGCAAAGGCGAAGAGGGAGGCGAGCGAACUGAAAAAACCCAACUGCGGAGGGCCAGCUCCCCCAGACACGCAACAGCACCACCCGCAGCAGAGAGAGAGAGAGAUAGAUACACAGAGAGAGAGAGGCUGAGGCAGGCGAUGUGGUGGCGGCGGCGGCAGCAGCAGCACAACCACCACCACAACCAUCACAACCACAACCCCCAGCAACGGAGGAGGCGGCUUGGGCUCUCCCCAGAGGACCCCCCCAGCUGGGAUCUUUGAAUUUGAGCCCCCCUCGCCCCCGUUUGGCUCAGCGAUCCCUUCCAAAUCCGGAGGAGGGAGGAUUUUUAUCACACACAGAGAGAGAGGCAGACUUCCCACCAAAGAAGACCUGCGGGUGCCGAGGAACUACAAAUCCAAAGGGACUCAUCCUCCUCAUCCUCAUCAUCCCCGUCUCUGGUUCCUUGGCCUGGGCGGUUUCCCUGCUGCCUCCGAGACACUGUUGUUUUCUUUUUCUUUUUUUGGCCGCGUCGCAGAGAGGAGGCAAAAGCCGGGUGUGUUGUGAGUGUGUAAAGAGAGAGAGCAAGGCGGUCUUCCCGAUGGCAGGCGACGAGAUGCGGCUCUCCGCGGCAGCCAGGAAGCCGAGAUUAGAUCGCUAAAUGCAGCAAAGGAAGGCUCCCUGGGAAAAGGGAUCCGGAGCAUCCGAUUGCGGAGCCUGAGGGAGAGCUGCUUUCCCGGUUCUAGCUGAUCAGACUCUUGGGCGAAGGACUCUCUCUUUUUUUCCCCAUCAACCAAUAAUAAUAAUAAUAAUAGCCUUCCUUCCAGCCGGGUCUCCACCUCGGCGCCCCGAAGAAGCUGUUUACAAGUCGCCGCCUCAGAUCUAGAAGCCACUUCCUUGGACACAAACUCUGAUCCCCCCCUUUGUGUGUGUGUGUGUGUGUGUGUUUGUUUGUGUGUGUGUGAUCACAGCCGCCUCUGGUGUGGCUUUUUUAUUAUUAUUAUUAUUCCUUCCCUUUUUUUAAGGAAGAAAAAUAAUCCCAUCUCUACCUGUCAAUCUCUCUUUAUUGGGGGAUCCUGUGUGUGUGUGUGUGUGAGUGUGUGUGUGUUUAGCAUCCCCCCCCUUCCAGACCCGAAGCUGCCUUUGCCUUUGCUCCUCCAUCCCUUGAAGUUGGACCGCGCAAGGAGGGACUGCAGCAGCAUCAAGCAAAAGGUGGAGGAGGAAGAGGAGGAAGAGGAGGAGGAGGAGGGAAAGAGAGCAGACCGAGGGGGACCCCCCUUCUUCUUCUCCCUCUCUGUCUCUCUCGCACGCACACACACACACACACACAGACCUCCCUUCUUCUCCAGCCACCGCCUCUGCCUCCCUUGCCUCUGUCCAUGGUGGUGCUGGCGCUUGGCGGAGCUUCGGAAGCAACAGGUCCAGGAACUUGAAAGGGAAAGGCAAAGGAAGGGAAGGGAAGGGCAGGCAGGGGGGAUCGGGAUCGGCUGUCCCCCGGGGAUGUCCCUGCUCCCGGCCUGGCUCUUGCUCUUCAUCCUCCUGCUGCUGCUGCUGGGCUGGGCUCCCGCCGCCCUGGCGCUGAGGAACCUCAACUACUCGGUGCCGGAGGAGCAAGGCGCCGGGACUGUCAUCGGCAACAUCGGCCGCGAUGCCCGGCUGCAGCCCGGGCCUCCGAUGCAGCCGUCGGGGGAGCGUCCCCGGGGCCCGAAGGUCUCUUCCUCCUCCUCCACCUUCCGGGUGCUGGAGAACUCGGCCCCGCAUUUGCUGGACGUGGACGCCGAGAGCGGGCUGCUGUACACCAAGCAGCGCCUGGACCGUGAAGCCCUGUGCCGUCGGAGCGCCAAAUGCCAGCUGUCGCUGGAGGUCUUUGCCAACGACCAGGAGAUCUGCAUGAUCAAGGUGGAGGUGGAGGACCUGAACGACAACGCGCCCUCCUUCCCCUCGGAGCAGGUGGAGCUGGACAUUGCUGAGAACGCCGCCCCAGGUACCCGCUUCCCUCUGGCCAGCGCCCACGACCCAGACGCCGCCCAGAAUGGCCUGCGCACCUACCUGCUCACCCGCGAUGACUACGGCCUCUUCUCGCUCGACGUCAAGGCACGUGGCGAUGGCACCAAGUUCCCAGAGCUGGUGGUCCAGAAGGCCCUCGACCGCGAGGAGCAGAGCCACCACACCUUGGUCCUCACUGCCCUCGAUGGCGGCGACCCGCCCCGAUCUGGCACCGUCCAGCUCAACGUCCGCCUGGUUGACUCCAACGACAACAGCCCCGUCUUCGAGGCCGCCUCCUACGUGGUGGAGCUCCCCGAGAACGCCCCACUGGGCACUGCUGUCCUGGACCUCAACGCCACCGACGCCGACGAGGGCACCAAUGGCGAGGUGGUCUACUCCUUCAGCGGCUAUGCGCCGGAGCGGGUCCGCGAACUUUUCAGCAUCGACCCCCAGACGGGCCUGAUCCGGGUCAAGGGCGACCUGGACUACGAGGAAGGCAGUCUGGUGGAGAUCGACGUCCAGGCCCGGGACCUGGGGCCCAACCCGAUCCCAGCCCACUGCAAGGUCACCGUCCGCCUCCUCGACCGCAACGACAAUGCCCCAGCCAUCGGCUUCGUCUCUGUUCGACAGGGGGCCCUCAGUGAGGCCGCCCCACCAGGCACCGUCAUCGCCUUGGUGCGGGUCACCGACCGCGACGCCGGCAAGAACGGGCAGCUUCAGUGCCGCGUCCAAGGAGAGGGCCCUGGUGGAGAGAGCGCCGUCCCUUUUGCCCUCGAGGAAAACUACGACAACCUCUACACCGUGGUGACCGACCGGCCCCUCGACCGGGAGGUCCAGGAUGAGUACAAUGUCACCAUCCUGGCCCGGGACGGUGGCAACCCGCCCCUCAACUCCACCAAGUCCUUCACCGUCAGGAUCCUUGACGAGAAUGACAACCCACCCCGCUUCAGCAAGAACCUCUACGUCCUCCAGGUCCCCGAGAACAACAUCCCUGGGGAGUACCUGGGCUCUGUCCUGGCCAAGGACCCUGACCUGGGCCAAAAUGGCACCGUUUCCUACUCCAUCCUGCCAGGGCACGUGGGUGAUGUCUCCAUCUACACCUACGUCUCUGUCAAUCCCACCAACGGGGCCAUCUACGCCUUGCGAAGCUUCAACUAUGAGCAGACCAAACACUUUGAGUUCCACGUCUUGGCCAAAGACUCAGGGUCCCCCCACCGAGAGAGCAACGCCACCGUCCGGGUCACUGUUCUUGACGUCAAUGACAACGCCCCCCUGAUUGUCUUGCCAGCCCUGAUCAACGACACUGCCGAGCUCCAGGUGCCACGCAAUGCGGGCGUGGGCUACCCAGUGGGCACCGUCCGGGCCUUGGACAGCGACUUUGGAGAGAGUGGGCGCCUCACCUACGAGAUUGUGGAAGGCAACGAGGAGCACCUCUUCGAGAUGGACCCCACCAGUGGGGAGAUCCGUACCCUGCAUCCUUACUGGGAAGAACUCAGCCCUGUGGCAGAACUGGUGGUCAAGGUCAGUGACCAUGGGAAGCCCAGUCUCUCAGCUGUAGCCAAGCUGAUAGUCCGGGCCCUGGCUGGCCCUCUCCCCGAAGCGGGGGAGCCCCAGGUAAAUGGGGAGCAGCACCGACGACCUCACUGGGACCUAUCUCUUCCCCUCAUUGUCACCUUGAGCACUGUCUCCAUCAUCUUGCUGGCCGCCAUGAUCACCAUUGCUGUCAAGUGCAAGCGGGAGAACAAGGAGAUCCGCACCUAUAAUUGCCGCAUUGCUGAGUACAGCCACCCCCAGCUUGGCGGAGGGGGUGGUGGGGGUGGUAGUGGGGCAGGAGGCAAUGGUGGGGGCAAGGGCAAGAAGAAGAAGAUCAGCAAGAACGACAUCAUGCUUGUGCCCAGUGAAGGGGAGGACAGUCGAGGUCCCCUCAAUGUCAUGAACGUGGUGAGCAGCCCUUCUUUGGCCACCUCACCCAUGUAUUUUGACUACCAGACCCGCCUGCCCCUUAGCUCCCCCAGGUCAGAGGUGAUGUACCUGAAACCAGCCUCCAACAACCUGACUGUACCCCAGGGACAUGUGGGCUGCCACACCAGUUUCACGGGGCAAGGGACUAACGUCACUGAGGCUCCUCCGAGCAGGAUGUCCAUAAUUCAGACAGACAAUUUUCCCGCAGAGCCCAAUUACAUGGGCAGCAGGCAGCAGUUUGUUCAAAGUAGCUCCACGUUCAAGGACCCUGAACGAGCCAGUUUGAGAGACAGUGGGCAUGGGGACAGUGACCAAGCUGACAGCGACCAAGAUACUAACAAAGGCUCCUGUUGUGACAUGUCGGUUAGGGAGGCACUCAAGAUGAAAACAACUUCAACUAAAAACCAGCCGCUUGAACAAGAACAGCAAGGGAGAGGCCAAAGACCCAUUGUUGGGAUCUGUGGACCAGCCCGCUGUAAGGAAGGAAAAUUUUCAGAACAAGAAGAGUGCAUUAAUUGCACAGAUGAAUGUCGAGUGCUUGGUCAUUCUGAUAGAUGUUGGAUGCCCCAGUUCCCCACUGCCAACCAGGCUGAAAAUGCAGAUUAUCGAACAAAUAUCUUUGUCCCCACAGUGGAAGCUAAUGUUGAGACUGAGACUUACGAAACUGUGAACCCCACGGGGAAAAAGACUUUUUGUACAUUUGGGAAAGACAAGAGAGAGCACACUAUUCUCAUUGCCAAUGUGAAACCUUAUCUCAAAGCCAAACGUGCCCUGAGUCCUCUCCUCCAAGAGGUUCCCUCAGCAUCAAGCAGCCCAACCAAGACCUGUAUUGAGCCUUGCACCUCGAAAAAAGGACCACUGGAUAGUUGUGAAGUCAAAACAGGAGCCUUGGCUGAACCCAGCAGCCAGUACAUGACAGCUACUGACAGUCAGUAUCUAUCACCUAGUAAACAGUCCAGAGACGCUGCAUUCAUUGCAUCUGAUCAGAUGGCUAGGGUCUUUGCUGAGGUGCAUUCCCGAGUGAGCCGAGACUCCGCUGAGAUGGACUCUGUACUGGAGCAGAUAGACCGUUCAAACAGGGAACUAGGGAGAGAGUCAGUGGAUGCCGAGGAAGUAGUGCGGGAGAUUGACAAGCUUUUACAGGACUGUCGGGGAAAUGACCCUGUGGCUGUGAGAAAAUGAAACAAAAAAACAAAACAAAACAAAAGACAGCCUGGCAUUUAUUUGCUUCUUCUGCUGAUUUAAAAAAAAAAUCUCCCCUGGUUCUAAAAUUUAUACAGGGAUGAACGAAGACCAAUGCUGCUUUAAGGCUUUUAGUGAACAUCUGAAGUGCCCACAAGUAUGUUCUUUUCACUGCUCUUUCUUUUUCAGAUAACACUGGUUUCGUUUUUACCAAACUUUCAUUAGAACAGUGUGAUGUGUGUUAAGAGAAGGGAGGAGGGUGGAAGGAAGGAAAGAAGGAAGGAAGGAAGGAAGGAAAAAUUGAUGCCACUUUGACAAUCUAAUAGAAAGUUGUAGAAAAAAGACAAAUGGAACCUGAUAUUUUAAGACUGAUAGUUGAUGUUGACUUCACUGUUUACCUGUAGACCCCAUAAAAAGCAGGGUGGAAUAGUUCUGUGAUAGGUUUCCAGCAGUCAUUACAUGCUUCUACUGAAAAUCCCAAAACCAGAAACCAAGUAAACAUACAAAAAUCCCUGUAGUCAACCAAGCUACACCAAGCAUUAACAGUCAUUUGUGAUAACCAUUUCUGUAUAAAGUUAUCUGCCACACGCGCACACAUACACACACAAAAGAAAAGAAAAACAAACAAAAAAGAGAGAUAGAAAGAAACCCAAGAUUCCAUUCCAUAGCAUUGUUCAGCAAAAAUAUCCUGGUCAUUAGUAAUUCAGCUCAUGUCAUAUUAAAGUUAAAUGUAAAAUGGUAGAGUCCAUGUUUGUCCUGCACACGCAUAAACUAACUCACAUGGUAAGAAGAGGGGGAAGGGGCUUUAGUGUCCAGCAAAACUCUAGGAUAGCAGUAUCUUUUAAACCUGAGGCAUAAUAUGAGAUCACAAAUAAUAAUUACCCUUUGAGGGGUAAUAAUAGUGGAGAUAAAUUAACAUUAUUAACACCUUUUGUAAGUCAUUUGUGGACACUAAAAUAGCUCAAGUGAGUGAAAACAUUUCAGAUAUCCAUGCAAAUCCACUAAAAUCAUUUAAAUGUGCAAAUGUAAGAAGAUUCAAUGUGUUUACAUCAAAUGACAUAUUUUUAUUGAUUUAUUGCAGAUUCAGUGCAUUUGAGCCAAAUUGUUGAGUGUAUAAGAGCUAUAUUGUGUAUUUUAUUAAAUUAAUAUAUAGUUGUGUUGCAAAAAAGAAAUAUUUGGGCUUAUAAUGUAAAUGGCAAAUGUUGCCUCAGUAGCUGUUGAACUCUAUGAGUUUUGUUCUCCUUUUUCUUUUCUUUUUCUUUUCCUUUUCCCCCGCGGAGUGUGGAAAGCAGGGCCUCAGAGCAAAGUCUCUUGUUUAAUGUAUGGUCUACCAAGUACUGCAGUACAUAAUCUGUUCAAAAUGUGUCUUGAGUGAGUUGAUGGAGCUAACUGAACGGCCGGCGAAUACAUCCAUCCGUCAUGGUUAUGUGCAAGUCCUUGUAGAAGCUUCUGUCGCAACCCAUGUUUAAUAACAAAAAUUACACUUGAACCAACACCUGGAACCUCCUUGUUCUUUGCUGAGUGUUGCUCAAUCAUUCACAAAGACACAGACCAAUCUGUUUAAAUAGUAUGGUCAUGGUUGAAUUCUCAAAUUACCCUAAUAUUUCAAAGUUCAAUACUACUCUUUGGUUCAUGGAGCAUGAAAAUGCUUUGGUGCCCAUGUGAUACAAACAAUCUUUUGUCUGGUUUUCUGGAAAGAGCUGUUACAUUUACUAAAGUUUCAGUGUGAGCUCACAGGCCUCCCUCUGUCCCUCUUAUCAGCCUAUUCAUUCCCUCUCUCUCUCUCUCCCUCUCCCUCCCCUCUCUGUCCUUGGCACACACUUUCCCAUGUGUUGUUCUGCAUUUAAUUCUUUUAAAAAACUACAGCAUAAAUUUAAUGUUUUAUUUGAAAUUUGUAUAAGCACAACUGAGUAUCAGAAUUAUAGCUAUAGAUAUAAAUGUUCAUAAAACAUUCAUAUAACCCCUUAGUUCAUUUUCUUCCCCAUGUCUAUGUUUUAGGUGAGCUGUGCAACGUAGUGCCAAUACAUUCACUUGGGACAAAGGUGUCUUGUUACUGUGUUAAA